GGGCCGGACGUUGGAGGUGUUGUUUAUUUGAUAGAGCAGCGUGUGAUUAACGCUCGAUUAGAAAGGUUGGAGUCUUCUCUAGAUGGGAUCACGCGUGCGAUGGACUCCUUGACUAGGAGUGUGGAUCGUUUGCUCCAUGGAUCGUUUGCUCCACGCCCAGGCCAUCGGAGUCUCCAGUUCGGUUACCGACGCUCAUAUGCCAGCCAACAUCAACAGUGGAUUAUUGCCGGAGAGGUUGAUAAAAGAAAAGGAAGCAAAAGAGCAUGAAAAGAAAGAAGAGGCUCACCUUUACACCAUUAUAAAGGUGGCACGAGAUGAAGAUCUUGCAAAACAGAUUGGAAGAGAUAUAUAUUUUGAUCUUGUAGACCAUGACAGAGUGAAAUGUUUUCGUGUCAAAAAGCAGAUGCUUUUUAGCCAUUUCAAGGAGGAGGUUGCAAAAGAGUUUGGCAUACCAGUGCAAUUUAUGCGCUUUUGGUUUUGGGCAAGGCGUCGAAACCAUUCCUACCGCCCUGACUGGCCAUUGACGCGCCUUGAGGAAACCACAUUUUUAGUUGGGCAAUUGAGAGAAGUUUCAAACAAAGUUCACAAUGCAGAGCUAAAGUUGUUUUUGGAAGUGGAGCUGGGGCUGGAUUUACGUCCCAUUGCACUGCCAGAGAAGACAAAAGAUGAUAUAUUACUUUUCUUCAAGCUAUAUGAUCCUGAGAAAGAGGAACUGCGAUAUGUUGGAAGGCUUUUUGUGAAGAGUUUUGGUAAGCCAUCAGAGAUAUUAACAAAAUUAAAUGAAAUGGCUGGUUAUCAUCCUGAGGAAGAGAUUGCACUUUUUGAGGAAAUUAAGUUUGAACCAAAUGUCAUGUGUGAACCUAUUGACAAAAAACUCACAUUUCGAGCAAGCCAGCUAGGAGAUGGAGAUAUUGUUUGCUUUCAAAAAGCAGCCGCUAUGGAUAGUGACGAACGUGUCCGCUAUCCAGAUGUGCCUUCAUAUUUAGAAUAUGUCCACAAUCGUCAGGCUGUUCACUUUAGAUCUCUGGAUAAACCUAAGGAAGACGAUUUCUGCCUAGAGAUGUCAAGGCUUUAUACAUACGAUGAUGUGGUGGAGAGAGUAGCGCAACAACUUGGUUUGGAUGAUCCAUCCAAAAUCAGGCUCACCCCACAUAACUGUUACUCUCAACAACCUAAGCCACAGCCUCUUAAGUACCGUGGGGUGGACCAUCUGUCUGACAUGCUUGUUCAUUACAACCAGACUUCAGAUAUAUUGUACUAUGAAGUACUUGACAUUCCACUGCCAGAAUUGCAAGGUUUGAAAACUCUGAGAGUUGCAUUUAAUCAUGCCACUAAGGAUGAGGUUGUUAUUCAUACUAUCAGACUCCCAAAGCAGAGCACAGUGGGGGAUGUCCUUGAUCAUCUUAAAACGAAGGUGGAGUUGUCUCAUCCCAAUGCUGAGCUUAGGCUGCUUGAAGUCUUCUAUCACAAAAUAUACAAGGUCUUCCCCCCCUCGGAAAAGAUUGAGAACAUUAAUGAUCAAUACUGGACGUUACGUGCGGAGGAGAUUCCGGAAGAAGAGAAAAAUCUUGGGCCUCAUGAUCGUCUGAUUCAUGUGUACCAUUUUACCAAGGACAAAGCUCAAAACCAAAUGAAAAUUCAGAAUUUUGGGGAUCCCUUCUUUUUGGUCAUACAUGAAGCGGAGACUUUAGCUGAUAUUAAAGUGCGAAUACAACAGAAACUUCAAGUUCCAGAUGAGGAGUUUGCCAAGUGGAAGUUUGCAUUUCUUUCACUUGGGCGGCCUGAGUACCUUCAGGACUCAGACAUUGUAUCCAGUCGAUUUCAGAGGAGGGAUGUUUAUGGUGCUUGGGAGCAGUAUCUUGGCUUAGAGCAUGCUGAUAACGCUCCUAAAAGACCACAUACUGUUAAUCAGAAUCGCCACACGUUUGAGAAGCCAGUAAAGAUUUAUAAUUAGGAAACCAAUAUUGAUGAGUUCUUUUGCUACGUGGGAUGAAUUUGGCCUUCUAAAUUAAGGAAUGGGCUUGUAAAGACCGCGGUCAUAUCAGGAGAGUACUCUGUAUAGGCAACAAGUGAGAUCAAUCAGCAUCAGUGGUCGUGUCUGCAGGAUUUUAUUCUAAAUUUUGUGGUCAUGUAAUUCUUUCUGUCCAUGGAGUGACAUUGCUCCUAGCACUCUGUAUCUGCCGACCGCAGCCUCUUGAGCUCUUUACUUCCGUUUUUAUAUGGAGGUUCUUCCCAGUUGAGGUCAUUCAUCAUCCUCAGUGCACUGUAUCAGUACAUAAGAUUUUUGGAUUAGUGAGUGUAUACAGGGUAUAGUUGGUUGACUCAUUGCCUUUUUUCUUGCUUUGCUUCUUUAUCUUUUCCCCAGUUAGUGCUCUGCUUAAGUUCUAAGCUUUCAAGUGAGGACUGCAUAAUGAAUGAUGUAGCAGAGGUAGGUUUCUGUAGUGUUGUAAAAGAGACUUUUCAGCCUCGGUUGAACUUUUAAUUUGGCAUUCUCCAUCACUAGAUCCAGUGAUUGGUUUACACUUUCUA
Messenger RNA from Neltuma alba, 2529 nucleotides. RefSeq names its product ubiquitin carboxyl-terminal hydrolase 13. The record is from RefSeq and is a predicted model, not a curated record. The coding region runs from base 137 to 1954 and encodes 605 amino acids. The transcript is spliced from 20 exons. Lineage: Eukaryota; Viridiplantae; Streptophyta; Magnoliopsida; Fabales; Fabaceae.